This is a messenger RNA of Parathielavia appendiculata, 1693 nucleotides long. Its product is annotated as iron reductase domain protein. Lineage: Eukaryota; Fungi; Ascomycota; Sordariomycetes; Sordariales; Chaetomiaceae. Bases 9 to 1265 code for a protein of 418 amino acids. The transcript has 6 exons. The record is from RefSeq and is a predicted model, not a curated record.
AUCUCAAUAUGACUUGUCGGUUCUCUCUUCCGGGCUCAUUGAGAAUUGUGAUAUCAAGAUCUCAGCGCCUUGACCUUGGCCAGACGCAAGACCAGCGUACAGUUGCAGGCAACCCUUACCUGGCUUCACAGCUCGACUCAAUAUAUUACCAGUUCUCUGGAGCGACACAGGCGGUGCUGCUUUUACCAAAAGCCCUGACGAGCAUGCUGUCACACGGACGGACUUCAGCUUCGCAAUGGCUGAGGUCAUGGCUUCUCAUAACAGGACUACCCCUUGUCACACAUAUCCAACUAGUCGCUGCGCAGACGGCUGUCUCAACACUCUUUGUCCCAGACACCAACACCAUCAUCUCGGUCAACCUGGUCCCAGACUCUGAAGACAUCAACUUUUAUGUCUCAACACCAGACUGGUACCAAUAUACAGCCAUUGGCUUCGGAGCUUCCAUGCCCAAUGCCCUGAUGCUGGUUAUGUAUGCUUCCGGAGACCGCAAAGGCGUGACAGUCAGUCCGCGGAUAGCUACGGGCAACAUGGAGCCAGUCUGGUCCCCCAGCGUCGAGCUCACCCUUCACUCGUCUACCAUCGACGAAUACUCCGACAUGGUCGUCAACGGCACCUGCCACAGGUGCCGACCUCUGAUUAAACAAAUAGAUUCGGCCUCGCCCAUGAUGUUCGCCGUCGGCCCGAGCCUCGACCUCAGCUCAGACGAGCCAGACGCCCGGAUACGCCGCCACAUCGCCUACGGCCAAUUCACGAUGGACCUCGUCCGAGCCACCGGGCCGGGCGGCAUCGGCUCCGGCUUCUCGGGCAACGCAUCCUCGGGCGCGACCCUGGCCGCCGACGGGCUGCGGCAGGAUAGCAACAAGGCCGCCACGGCGCACGGCAUCCUGUACGCCAUCGUCGCGCUGGCCGUCGCCCCGUUCGACUCGCUUGUCGCGGGCGCCCUGGGGAGCAGGUGGGCGUGGCUGCACGGUGUCACCGCGAGCGUGUAUCUUGCGUUUGUCUUUGGCGCCUUGGUGCCUGGGGUGCUCGUUAGUCGGGAGCAUGUGGCGACUCGGCAGUUUCGCACCGGCCACCAAGUGAUCGGCCUGCUGACCAUCGUGGCCAUGACGCUCAUGUUCGUCUGGGGUCUCUCGCUGUCUUGGAUUAAAGGCUCGGCCAAGAAGCGGGGGCAGGAACCGCCCGAGAGUACCCGUCUACUGGGGGUCACCCAUCGCUGGAUUUGCCGGGUAAUCUGGGUUCUUUUGUUGGUUAAUGUCGGACUGUAAGUCUUGCGCCAUCGGUUUGAUGAUGUUGUAAUGGCCUUCGCUAACGUGUCACCCAGGGGUCUCAAACUGUCGGAGCACAGGAUGGUAUUGCUUCUAGCCUACGUGGCGGUUGCUCUCGGUCUAAUCGUCAUCCUCGUGCCCGUCUAUUUUUGCAUCUGGAGGUGCUCGAAGAAGAGGGAGGGGAAGGAGAACGGAAUGCAUGAAUUGCAUACCAUCUAUGACCAUAACUACCGGUGAUCGAAGGGCUGGCCCUGCGAUACGGUGGUACUAGUUCAAACGGUGCCGGUUGGUGAGCCUGGAGUUGUCCCUGGACAAAACUUGAAGUUUGAUAGGCUUCAGGGGAACUACGUUAUUUUGGAUCCAGUGAUCUUCCUGGUCUGGGAUCCCAUUCCUGCGCAAUUCAAAUAAAUGCCUCUUAAGAAUCGUCA